This is a messenger RNA of Durusdinium trenchii, 1800 nucleotides long. Lineage: Eukaryota; Dinophyceae; Suessiales; Symbiodiniaceae. The record is from the annotation of a GenBank genome assembly.
AUGGAGGUCUGGCUGCCGGGCACCUAUCGCAUCCAGCUGCUGCAGCGGCGAAAGAUCUGCAUUUUUGGCCUGAUCCGGGUGAUGCACCUGCCAAUGCCUCCAAAGGUUCUUGAGGCCUGUUGCCAAGCCUUGCUGCGACUGCUGAGACUACGGCAAGCGGGACAUCCAGUGCUAAUCUUCGAAGAGCUCUUCAACAACAGGCCCCUGUUUCUUUGCAAGCGCUCGGAGGGCAUCAAUCCCGGCGAUGAGUUUCAGGUGGCUUAUAACCAUUUGGACCAAGCUGAGCUGAAAGAAGAUGUUUGGGAUGUGCUCCCGGAGAUUCAGGACGUGCCGACCGCCAAGGUGGCGGUGAAGCAAGCGCUGGCGCAACUGGGGGAGGCAAAUUUGUUGGAGGUGCGAGAGAAGAAUGCUCGCGCGUUAAUGAGAGGUCGGCUUCGAGAGCGACGGCAGCAGCGGUUGAAGAUGAGCUUCUUCAAUCAAACGACGGCGCUCUUGGAGUCGGUGGUGCAGACCUGGUUUCAAGUGGCCCGCGACCAUCGAAUAACUCGCCGGAGGCAAGAAAUGCUCCGGGAUAAGAAACUUCGGGAGGUGACGCGGAUCCUCCUCACUGGGAUGCUACAUGGAGCCGAGCUCUUCUGCAUCCUCGAGGCCUGGCAUCAAAUGGUGCAAGAGCGCCGUUCCGGCGAAGAGAAAAAGCUCAAAGCCCAGAAGGUCAUCUCUCAGUUGGCCUCAGAUCAGCUGGGAAUGGCCUUCACUGGUUGGUGCGCGGCUUGCAAGGCCCAGCGUGCUGCAGAGGCACAGCGUUUUCAGGCGGUGCAAAAGACUGUCCUUGUAGGACUGCAAGCCACAGUGGGCGUUGUAUGGGCUGCUUGGGCCAAAGGCUUGGCUAAGCGAAAACGGAAACAGCAACUUCUGCAGCACCUGUCCGCCUCCUCGGAGCAGAGCCUUCAACUGGCCUUCGGUGCCUGGUGGCGGCACUGCAACGUCUCGAAGGCACGACAUUCUCGCAGAAGCUCCGCGGCAGAGCGGGCUGUUUUGAAGAGCCUCAGGGGCAUCCUGUCGGAGAGCUUCACGGAGUGGAAAGACCUUACGCGCAGUGAAAGGCUUCACGUGCUUGGAGGCCAAUUGGCCCGAGCCAAAGGCAACGUGAAGGCCUUGAGCGCCUUGAAGCUGAAGACCGUUUUGCAGCAGGAGAGCGGCUGCAUGUGUAGGAUCCUGAUGUGCUGGCAGUUGUGGACCUCAGAACAGCUGGCCAUCCAAAAGGAGCGCCGCCGACUGGCGCGCACCGCUGGGCUGGGCCGCUCAUCAGCCAUCCGCUUGCAGUGCCGUUUGACGCAGCAGCGGGUGAUGUUGGCUUGGCUGAUGAUGAGCAAGCUCCGACCCACCGCAGAGAAGCCGGGCACCUUCAUCGUGAAGUCCUUGCCGGAACCACAGGCCCGCCUGGCCCUUCCGAGCCCAGUGCAAGUGGUCACGUCAGUGGAAGCCAUCGAUGAGCCGCCGCAGGCAGUGACCUUUGAGGUGGAACGUUCGCCCAAGGACUCUCCCGAGUCGGCAGCCGCAGCAGCCGCAGCAGCUGCCUGGCUCCAGGCCUCAGAAGCACCGAGCCCCAGCAGGUUCCGGGUCACCACCAGCCCCACGCGGGCGAGUGAGCGAUAUACCCUGGCUUCGAAGGCCGCAACAAAUGAUGGAGAUUAUCGCCAGCUGCUGGAGCACCACCGGCGAGAGAUCCGCGAACAACGCGAGGCUGCAAGACGCAGCUCUCCCGAGAGGGUGCAGCAGUGGGGCGUGUGGGCCAAAUGA